This is a messenger RNA of Gregarina niphandrodes, 1737 nucleotides long. RefSeq names its product 2OG-Fe(II) oxygenase family protein. The transcript is spliced from 2 exons. The record is from RefSeq and is a predicted model, not a curated record. Gene Ontology annotation, biological process: oxidative demethylation. Lineage: Eukaryota; Apicomplexa; Conoidasida; Eugregarinorida; Gregarinidae. Bases 1 to 1737 code for a protein of 578 amino acids. Gene Ontology annotation, molecular function: oxidoreductase activity; GTPase activity; GTP binding.
AUGUACGAUUGUACGAAUAGGACAUCUUUUAAUAAUGUAGAAUCAUGGGUUACCGAAGUCGAUAAACAAUCAGGAGGAUCCGCGAUUAAGAUCCUAGUCGCAACUAAGUCCGAUGCCCUCGAACGAACAAUCUCUACGGAAGAAGGACAACAAAAAGCUAAGUCUCUUAACAUGCUCUUUGCAGAGACUUCCGCUAAAGCUCCAAGUCGUGUUGAAGAACCCUUUAAUAUACUCGCCUCCGAAAUUAUCAAACAAACACAAGCAGAGUUGGUGUUGCUAAUUUUCCUGAAUUUUUUAUUCCACAACACCCACAUGAAUUCUCCUUUCCUUCUUCUGGAAGUGUAUUCGAACAAGAGACCAUAUUUCACCCCAGAGGAACAUAUUGAUGAUAUAAAGUUUGUGGACGAUGGAAAGUUCCUCUCGGACGAUAUAACGCGGAAGGCUUGUGUGUUGGGCAUUUGUUUGAUGCGAGAGAGCGGCACGUCACGCAAGGUACCUGCGUUGAGAGUGUCAGAAUAUGUGGACGGCCAGGUGGAAUUGAUGCCUUGUGAGAGUGUAUCUAUAGCAGAGGCUUUGGUAAAAGAGAACGUGAAGAAGAAGUAUUAUCAUGUGCUUGAUGACGCGGUAUGGCGUUGUGAUGACGCGGUAUGGCGUUGUGAUGACGCGGUAUCGCGUUGUGAUAUGUGUUUCCAACAGCCUUGUAGAGGGUGCUCUGUGGACUUGAGUGAGGUUGUAAGAGUGCAGAGAGAGCAGGUGGAUUUGGUAAGGGUCCGGAGAGUGGCGACGACAUUGAGAGCGUUUUAUGAUGAAGUUUGCUUCCGUGUGUGCUUUGUCAAGUGGGUAUGGUUCUGUGUUGGCAAAGUGGAUGAGUAUCAAGCAGGGUGCUUUAACAUCCUGCAGCAAGUCCAAUGGCCGGUUAUGCGGCCUGUCCGGUGUGUAUCUGGGGUCACCUAUAAACCAGACUUUUUGAAUGGGUCGGAGGCUGAGACGAUACUGCGUUUCGUCGACAGUCAAAUAUGGACUAUGUUGUUGAAGCGACGAGUGCAACACUACGGCCAUCAGUUCCUUUACGACCGGUUAUACAUUGACAAACGCAAGGGCGUCCCUAUACCAUCGGAAUUCAACUUCUUGAUCUCAAGACUAUCCCACACACUAGGCUGGGUACCCGACCAAUUAACUAUCAACGAAUAUCUCCCCGGCCAGGGUAUUGGCUUCCACGUUGACACUCAUUCCGCCUUCCACAACGCCAUAGCUGUCGUCUCUCUCGGCUCCGGCCUAGACAUGUCCUUCAGACGCGCGUGUGGUCAAGAAUUCGCCCGGACAAAAAACCACCCUGUCGUCAAGGAAAAAAACAACCCUGUCGUUCCCAACGAUCAAAACCUCAGUGAUUCAGGCUUUAAUGAUUCAGGCUUUAAUGAUUCAGGCUUUAAUGAUGCGGGCUUUAAUGAUUCAGGCUUUAAUGAUGCGGGUUUUGUGGAACUCAACUUGAGGCUGGAGUCGAGGUCACUGAUGUGUUUCGCUGAUGAAGCAAGGUACGGUUGGCAUCACGGCAUCAAAAAUAGACGACAAGAUUUUGACCACAUGUUGGGCCACCCGAUCCCCCGAGAGCGACGGGUCAGCCUAACCUUCCGACAACUCAACUGGACAAACGAUUUCCAAUGCCACUGCAAGUACCCGCAUCUCUGUGACACGCAGAAUCCAGCAAGCUUGAAAACACCAGACCGGGUCAGUGCAUGA